This is a messenger RNA of Dovyalis caffra, 3663 nucleotides long. NCBI's taxonomy places the organism in Eukaryota, Viridiplantae, Streptophyta, Magnoliopsida, Malpighiales, Salicaceae. The record is from the annotation of a GenBank genome assembly.
AUGCAGAAAUCGGCAAGAACUUUGGCACGGCGAUCUAGUUUUAAGCCUUCAAAGAGUUUGACAAGGUUGUCUAGUACAAAAUUCAGGAGACCUAUGAUGAGGAAAUCUUCUGGUGGAAGUGACCUGAAGAAAAAACUGAAGAAGUCAAGAUCAAUCAAGCUUGCCAACCGAUCUUCCAUUGUUUUAGCUAGCGAUGCGGAUACAUCAGUGGAUUAUUUGAAGGCAAAAAACUGUUCUGAUGGGAGGAAUGUUCAAUUUCAGGCAAGUCUCCAUUUUGAAUCUACUUUGAAUAGCAACAAUGAGGAUAGGAAAAAAUCAAGUAAUUCAAAGCAGAAUUUGGCUUCUUCUGGUAACAACUCUAUGAGAGUCAAGACAAGAACUUCCACAUUGAGACCUGUAAGGUUCUUAACAAAAGUGGCAAGCAUAAGAACAAAGAGGCCUUCCACGAAGAAGUGUUCUCAAAUUCCAGACGCAGGCUUACAGAAAGCCACAUGUUCUUCGGCCAUCAAGGACUCCAAGUUUCCAAAUCAUCUUGAGCUGCAACCGGGACGAAGUGAAUCUGAAGGAAAUUCGGCCAUGAAGGUUUGUCCAUAUAGUUAUUGCUCACUUCACGGCCGUCGCCAUUCUGCUGUGCCUCCACUUAAACGCUUUGUAUCAAUGAGGCGACGUUUGUUAAAGACCCAAAAAAGCAUGAAAUCAGAAAGUCAACCCUCUCGAAGAGCGAAACGUUCUAGUAAUGCAAAGAAGGGAACUCAGACAAGUCAAUUGACUUCUUGUGGAGACUCAGCAGUUCUAGAAACAGCCCAUAACAAGAUAGCUGUCUCUUCUUCCACUGGCAGAACAGAUGGACCUAGAGCGGAGUCAGAGAAAGAAGCAGGUCACGGUGGAGAUGACAAAGAUUCCAGUAAUGUUACAAGUGCCACUGAGAUUCAAACACUUCCAGAAGCUGAUGAAGGUAGAAUUGCAAGUUUGAACUUGGAUGUGUACAAAGGUGAUUCACAUUUAAACACUGCAAAGCCAAAUGCUUCAACAAGCGUAGCUGAUGAACGACUCAAUAAAUCCAGAAUCCUAAACCUGAAUAGAUUUGUGGAGUCCAGAGCAAUCACCAAUAUGAUCUCUUCUGCUUCCAUUGGUAAGCCAUCGCAAGAGGAAAUGGCGGCCAGUGAAGAAAAGAACCAAGAUGCUGCUCAAGGUCAUCAGUUCCCAAGCGCAGAUUCUGAGUGUGAUUAUACAGUGGAUAUAGGCCACAAAGCUCAAAGGGAAAAACAGAAGCAUAUGGGAUUGUGGAACCUAAUAUAUCAGCAUAUGGCAUCUGGUGUUGCUGCAGAAGAUGGAAUCCAGUCACCUCUUAAUAAAGCAACCAAGGAAGAUGAGAACAUAUUGCCUGGCAUGAACAAAUCUGGUACUUUUCAGGAUUUUUCUAGUACAGAUCAAAGCAUUGGUGAGGAAGAUCAGGAUGAAUGCAACCGGAAAAUUCAGCAAUACAAAUGUGAUGCCAUCAAGUUGGUUCAAGAAGCAUUCGAUAGAAUACUCUCAGAAAUUCCAGACCAGUCAUCGGAUGAUCAAUCAAUUAAUAGUGACACAACUUCAGACAAGGAGCUUGCAGUAAGGGAUCAUGGUGAGGAUGGACAAUUAAGCAUCUCAACUUCCUACGGUUCAGGUGGAGACAGCAUUGUGCAGGAACCAGAAGAAUUGAAGCAUGAAGUUGAUGAUGCCUUUGAAAGAGAGAAAGCGCAAUCUAGGAUGGAAAGCAAGUCUAACCAGCAAACGCCCAAAAGCUGGAGUAAUCUGAAAAAGAUACUUAUUCUCAAGAGAUUCGUCAAGGCAUUGGAAAAGGUGAGGAACAUCAAUCCACGGAAACCACGGUAUCUACAUGUAGAGGCUGACCCAGUUGCAGAAAAAGUUCAUCUGCGUCGUCAAACCAUGGGGGAGAGAAAAAAUUCAGAGGAAUGGAUGCUUGAUCAUGCACUUCAACAGGUUAUUUCUACAUUAGCCCCAGUUCAAAAGAGAAAGGUAGCUCUGAUUGUACAAGCAUUUGAGACCGUCACCCCACUCACAGAAGUUGGUACUUCGCCAAGUUCCAAUAUAGAAGCUUCUUCUCAUACAAGUCUACUUAAAACCAGCACUGAUGCCUCUGAAGGCAACGGAUCCAGCAAAGAAAGAGAAACUAUUUUCGGAAUCACUCUUCGUAAGACAUCAAGCCUUGAAACAAGCUUCAAACAGAAUCAAGACCAAGCCAGUGGCUUCUACAAAGUGAAAAACCACAUCCGAGGUUCUUGUCCUGAGCUGAAAGAAACGAAAGCCGAAAAUGGUUGCAUUCAUACAGCAUCGAGUAAUUCGUCUACAGAGAACACUGCUGCGGACUUGAAGAACGAAUUUGUUGCUCUCAAUCUUGGUAAUGUUGAAACUAAUUCCAUUCUCAAAGACGAUGAAUCCAAUUUCGUCAACCGCUGUUUGGUGGAGGAUGCAGAUUCUAAAUUAUUUGACAAGCCAUUGCCAAAGUCAGCUGAUAUUCUACAAACUUCUAAUGAGGAACUAGUGAUAAAUGGGAAAAUUCUCCAAGAGGACGCCAAAGAAGCAAGGGGAGUUUCUGCCUCAGAGGUAUAUGAUUGUGCUUUUGGAUUAAGCUGCCAAAAGUCAGACAUCAAUAACCAAAAAGACAGAACUUGUGACGAAUUAGAUGAACCCAAAAGCCAAACCCCAAAAGAUCAUGAGCGUUCCAUUGAAAGUACCAAUGUGGUUUCUUCAUCUUCAGUUUCUGCACCACUAGAGGAAUCAUCUGAAGUUGCUGGAGAAGAAAAUAAGCUUGAGAAUAAAUUCCUCCAAGGGUCCAACCUGCUUGGCGAAUCAGAACCAGGUUGCACAACUGAUGUAGCACAUGAAAAGCAGAAACAUAGGAAGUUCUGGUUCUUGAUAUAUAAGCACAUGGUAUCAGGUAAUGCGACACUACUUGAGGAAGCAGGUAAAGGUAAGAAAGAACAAGGGGGUGAUGGAAACACAUUGGAGAAUGAUGUCGCAGACAAUCAAAAGAUCAAACACCAGCAGAUUGAAGCCAUAAGGCUGGUGGAAGAAGCAAUUGAUCAAAUCCCUCUUCCAGAAUUUCAAGAAGAUGAUCAAUCAGUUGCCAGUGACAUAAUUCAAGAUCCAGACCAGGAGCGCAUUAUUGAAAACAAACCUGGAGAAGGAGGGGAACCUUUCAUAUCAUCUUCCUUUGAACGCAAAAACGAGAGCUUUGGAGAAUCCAGCAGCACAAAAGUAGAGGAGAGCACCACACUGAAUCAACAAGAACGGCAGCUCAAUUCUGAUAACAUCAGUGCACAAGGAAAGGCAAAAGCAACACUGACAGCAGGAAACAAACCAAAGCCGGCUAUGCAAAAGAACUGGAGCAAUCUGAAAAAGGUGAUCCUCCUCAAGAGAUUCGUUAAGGCAUUGGAAAAGGUGAAAAGAUUCAAUCCACGGGAGCCACGAUUUCUGCCCUUGGACCCCGCAAGUGGUGAAAAGGUUGAUCUAAGGCACCAAGACACAGAUGACAGGAAAAAUGCUGAUGAAUGGAUGCUUGAUUAUGCACUUCAACAGGUUGUUGCUAAACUGACUCCGGCUCGGAAAAGAAAAGUGUCAUUGCUUAUAGAAGCCUUUGAAGCAGUCACUCCUAUUGGAAGUUGA